Messenger RNA from Rhinichthys klamathensis goyatoka, 1676 nucleotides. It is a transcript of the gene ankrd33ab, whose product is annotated as ankyrin repeat domain 33Ab. The transcript is spliced from 5 exons. Gene Ontology annotation, molecular function: protein binding. The record is from RefSeq and is a predicted model, not a curated record. The coding region runs from base 318 to 1676 and encodes 452 amino acids. Lineage: Eukaryota; Metazoa; Chordata; Actinopteri; Cypriniformes; Leuciscidae.
CAUUAGUCUAAACCUGAGGUGUUACGGAGCAUGUAUACACACCUCUAUAGGAUCACAUACACACAUGCACUACAAAGACAUGAAGCUGUCUGUUGUAUUUUCUGGGAGCUGAGGUUUCUGAUAAUAAGGACGUGAAAGUUGAUUCAAAGUAGCAGUGCUCACCGAAGGCUCUUCUUUUCUUCUGAAAGGUGGACACAGGGGCCGUAAACACUUGGAGUGCAUUCCUUCACCUCAAGUUGCUGACCUACUACAGUCGCAUUGGAACACUUUCCUCAAACGGCAGAAAAGAUGAUGUAGACAACAUUAAACUCUGAGACAUGGCAGCAGUUCAUAGCUCUGCCUUUGAGGACCCAAACCUGGGGUCAGGCCCAGCUGACGAUGAAAUAUCAUUGUUGGAAGAGUCUGACUCUGGAAGUUUGCUCUCUGAUGACUCUGUUCUCCCUGAUUAUGAACAAGAGAACAGGAAAAAGGGAACUGCCAACACACUAUAUGAGGCGUGUGUCCAAAACGAUACAGAAGCACUGAAGAGAGUGUUGGAACGUGGUGUGACCCAUGAUGAGGUCAUGGAAGUUGACAUUAAUGGCUGGAAUGGACUGAUGGUGGCUGCAUAUAAAGGAUUUCUUCCGAUUGUUUAUGAGCUGCACGGCUGUCCACACCUGGACAUUAACCACCAAGACAAUGACGGCAACACUGCUCUAAUGAUCGCUGCUCAAGCUGGUAAUGUCUCCAUAUGUAACUACAUCAUGAAUUACUUCCCUGGAGCAGAGACAGAGAUCAGAGACAACAGAGGAUUCACUGCCCUCAUUAAAGCUGCCAUACAGGGCAGGACUGAUGUGGUGGCAGCUCUUAUAAUGCACGGUGCUGAUUUAAAUGCUGUAGACACCAACCGUGGUAAAUGUGCACGUGACUGGGCACUGAAAACAGGUCGCUUUGACACACUGACACGUCUGCGCCACCUUGUACUCCAUCCCACAGCGGAACAGUUCUGUGACACCUACGUCCCAGAGUGGCCCAACCUUAAGUUGCUGGUCAGCAAAACAACAGCCAAUAAGAGUGCUGGCCAGAAGUUGACUCAUCAUCUCAAGAGUACGUUCGGUUUCAGUUUCCCACGCGACCCACAGGAAAAUGGCGUCAUGGAUCACAUGGUGCGAAUGACCACCAGCCUACACAGCCCGCUCAUAGCCACAGCCACACGCCCGCUUUGCCCGAGCAGCCCUCCACAGGUAGGUAAACGUCGGCUGGCUGUGGCUGAGCUGAUGCAGAAGCACUCAGAGAAACAGCUGGAGGAGAGUUCACUGUGCCAUCGAAACAGCUCCAUCUCCAGCUUUUCUCCAUCUACCCACUCUGUCGAGUCCGUCUCUGUGUCCUGCUGUGCCGAUACAGAGAGGCGUGGAAGUGUGCUGUCCAUUGCUCAGUCCGGUAUGCGCACAUUCAUCCCUCGUAGCGUAGCGUCAAGGCGCAACAGUGUUUUCCCCUCGGGCUGUAUCCCACAGAUCAAAGUCACUAAAUCCUCUGAGCCCACCCCAAAGAAAGUGAAGAAGAAUAAAAGGCAGAAAGGUUACCUGGAGCCUCCAAAGUGGAAGUAUAAGGAGGCCAAGGAUGAGAAGAAGAAAGAGAAGAAAGCGUUAAAGGAAAAAGAAGAGAAAGAAAAGGAUAAAAGAAAAAAGAAAAAGUGA